CCCAUCUGUCAAAUUGGAUUCAUGCAAACUGUCAACAGCGAGUUGAAUCCCCUGCAGAAGAUCUUCUUAUUCCACCGCUUGUCCAGCUUUGAUGCAAAUGGGGCGAAGUACUAUGAUCGUAUAACUGGAGCUUGAUAGUGGGGACUACUGUGAACUUCAGGCUCCCGAUAUAGGAUCACAAUCUGCUGAAUGAAUAUGAAAAAAUAAAGAAAGUUGUUACCUAAAGACAGGCCAACGCUGCGGUUUCAUUCAUUUGGUUUGAUUUAAUUUCCCUUCUUACAGCCCUGUCCUCACUACCUCCCAACCUUGACCUCCUCUGCUGUGCAGUUAAAAGCAGCGGGGACUCAUUCCUCUCCGCAGGCCUGGGGCCCUCCCAUCGGUGGCCCACUCUGGCCAUUUGUUGGCGUCUGAUGGCGCGGUGGGGUGCUAAGGGCUGCUGUGGGAGACUGUGAUGUCAGAGCCCAACAGCCCGGGUGAGAGCCAGCGUGGCGCUCCCAGAUUCUUCGUGGGCUGCGAGGACGAUGAGAGCGAGGUGCAGGAGGAUAGCAUGAGGACAGACAUGGAGCCAUAUGAGGACGACGAAGACACAGAUUCGCCCCCAGAGCGACAGAUCGUGGUGGGGAUCUGUUGCAUGAUGAAGAAGUCCAAGUCCAAGCCAAUGACCCAGAUUCUGGAGAGGCUGUGUAGGUUUGAAUACAUCACUGUAGUCAUCUUUCCUGAGGAUGUCAUCCUCAACGAGCCAGUGGACAAAUGGCCUCUCUGUGACUGCCUCAUCUCCUUCCACUCCAAAGGAUUCCCUCUGGAUAAGGCAGUGAGCUAUGCCAAACUGAGAAACCCUCUACACAUCAAUGACCUGAACAUGCAGUACUACAUUCAGGACAGAAGAGAAGUGUACCGUAUCCUGCAGGAGGAGGGGAUUGAACUGCCUCGCUAUGCUGUGUUGAACCGUGACCCAGAUAAACCAGAUGAGUGUAACCUGGUUGAAGGAGAGGACCAUGUGGAGGUGAAUGGGGAGAUCUUCCAGAAACCUUUUGUGGAGAAGCCUGUUUGUGCUGAAGACCACAAUGUGUACAUCUAUUACCCAACAUCUGCAGGUGGUGGCAGCCAGAGACUCUUCAGAAAGAUCGGGAGCCGGAGCAGCGUAUACUCUCCAGAGAGCAGUGUGAGGAAGACGGGCUCCUACAUCUAUGAAGAGUUCAUGCCAACUGAUGGCACUGAUGUCAAGGUCUACACCGUUGGGCCGGACUAUGCUCAUGCUGAGGCCCGGAAGUCUCCCGCUCUGGACGGGAAGGUGGAGAGAGACAGCGAGGGAAAGGAGGUCCGUUACCCUGUCAUGCUCUCUGCCAUGGAGAAACUGGUGGCCAGAAAAGUCUGCUUGGCAUUCAAGCAAACUGUGUGUGGCUUCGACCUUCUCCGAGCUAACGGACACUCCUACGUUUGUGACGUAAACGGUUUCAGCUUCGUCAAGAACUCGAUGAAAUACUACGACGACUGUGCCAAGAUCCUUGGAAACAUUGUGAUGCGAGAGCUGGCCCCGCAGUUUCAGAUUCCUUGGUCAAUUCCAACCGAGGCAGAGGACAUUCCGAUUGUUCCCACCACUUCAGGGACCAUGAUGGAGCUACGCUGUGUCAUCGCUGUCAUCCGUCAUGGAGACAGAACUCCCAAACAGAAGAUGAAGAUGGAAGUCCGCAACCCCAUGUUCUUUGAUCUGUUUGAAAAAUACGAAGGAUACAAAACAGGGAAGUUGAAACUCAAAAAGCCUAAACAGCUGCAGGAGGUGCUGGACAUCACCCGAAUGCUGUUGAUAGAACUGGGUCAGCACAAUGACUGUGAGAUUGAAGAGAAGAAGUGCAAACUAGAGCAGCUGAAGACGGUUUUAGAAAUGUACGGUCACUUUUCUGGGAUCAACAGAAAGGUUCAGUUGACCUACCUGCCCCAUGGGCAGCCGAAGACAUCAAGUGAAGAGGAAGAUACGCGUAAGGAAGGUCCAUCUCUGCUGCUGGUGCUGAAGUGGGGAGGGGAGCUGACUCCUGCUGGCAGAGUACAAGCUGAGGAGCUUGGGAGAGCCUUUCGCUGCAUGUACCCUGGGGGACAAGGAGACUACGCUGGAUUUCCAGGGUGUGGGUUACUACGGUUACAUAGCACUUACAGACAUGACCUGAAGAUCUACGCAUCAGAUGAAGGCAGAGUGCAGAUGACGGCUGCCGCUUUUGCAAAGGGCUUGCUUGCUCUGGAAGGAGAGCUGACCCCUAUCCUGGUUCAGAUGGUCAAGAGCGCCAAUAUGAACGGUCUGCUGGACAGCGACAGCGACUCGCUGAGCAGCUGCCAGCACCGCGUCAAAGCCCGGCUCCACGAAAUCAUGCAGAGGGACAGAGAGUUCAACGAGGAAGACUACGAUCGGCUGGCCCCAACCUGUGGUGCUUCAUUGGUUAAUUCCAUGAAAAUAGUGAAGAACCCGGUGGCCAUAUGUGACCAGGUCUACGCCCUCAUUCAGAGUUUGACAUCACAGAUUCGGACAAGAAUGGAGGACCCAAAAUCUGCUGAUCUGCAGCUGUACCACAGUGAGUCUCUGGAGCUGAUGCUGCAGCGCUGGUCCAAGCUGGAGAAAGAUUUCCGCAUGAAGAACGGGCGCUAUGAUAUCAGUAAAAUCCCUGACAUUUACGACUGCGUGAAGUAUGAUGUCAUACACAACGCCUCACUGGGCCUUCAGGACACACAGGAGCUGUUCAGGCUGUCUCGAGCUUUGGCCGACAUUGUUAUUCCCCAGGAAUACGGCAUAACUAAGGCUGAGAAAUUGGACAUAGCCUAUGCUUACUGCCUCCCAUUGGUCAGAAAGAUCCAGCUUGACCUUCAGAGGACACAUGGAGACGAGUUUGUCAACAAACUACAUCCUCUUUAUUCUCGUGGAGUACUAUCGCCCGGUCGUCACGUCAGGACUCGGUUAUAUUUCACCAGCGAGAGCCAUGUUCACUCCCUGCUCAGCAUUUUUCGAUAUGGAGGUCUCCUUGACGAGGAGAAGGACCAGCAGUGGAAACGUGCCAUGGAUUACCUCAGUGCCGUUUCUGAACUCAACUACAUGACGCAGAUUGUCAUUAUGCUUUAUGAGGACAACAACAAGGACAUUUCCUCUGAGGAGCGGUUCCACGUGGAGCUCCACUUUAGCCCCGGUGUUAAAGGAGUCGAAGAAGAAGAGCAUGCUCCGACCGGAUUUGGCUUCAGACCCGCUUCAGCAGAGGUGCUGGAACCGAACGGGAAGAAAAAGCCAGAUCCUGGCAGUCUGGAGGACCUAUCACGAGAUGAAACAGACCGUGCGGUGCCCAGUUCUGAGCCCAUCACCAUUCAGAGGAAGUCCCCACUCAUUCGCAAUCACAAGACUGGAUCAAUGGAGGUCCUCUCAGAAACAUCCUCUUCUAAAGUUGGCAGUUAUCGUCUCUUCUCCUUUUGCCCACGUCAGUCACCUGAAAUGAAACAGAGCGGCUUAGGCUCUCAGUGUGCCGGACUCUUCAGCACCACCGUCCUAGGUGGCUCCUCUAGUGCACCUAACCUGCAGGACUACGCACGUGCACACCGCAAAAAAUUCUCCACCGGCAGUCUGUCCUACAAAGAUGAGUUGUUGUCUAUGCCGGCAGUAAAACGAUUUUCUGUGUCGUUUGCAAAGCAUCCGACUAAUGGGACACAGGAUGACUCGUCCACCAUUGCAUCGUCUUCGUCUCGCUUGUUCACUUCGUCAGAGCCCUUGGAGGAACACCAUGUGGCCCAGUUGUUGAGGUUUUUAUCCACCGACCUCAGCUCAGGCCGCCGCCUGCUCCCUCUGGACCACACGCUGGCCCACCACCUCCACCAGUGCUCCUACCACCUCCGCCUCUUCCGAAACUGGCUCGUCUCCGGCCAGGACCCCCUAGAGUGCCUCCACGGUUUUGAAGGCUGCUCUAUGGUGCCCUCCAUCUAUCCUCUGGAAACGCUGCACAACUCGCUGUCUCUCAAACAGGUUAACGAGUUCCUCACCAGCGUUUGCGAGAGCGCCGGGGAUCCACACACCAGAACCUCCAGAGCUCUGUCAGCCAUGUUGGGUGCACACAAUCAGCCAUCAGUGGACUCUUACAUCCCUCAGAGGGUCCUCUCUUCCUCCAUGUCCCUCCGAUCUCGCUCUGACAGACCUCCUUGGUACAGCAGCGGUCCAUCCAGCACGGUUUCCAGCGCUGGACCAUCCUCCCCCACCACAGCUGAUACUUCACCACGGUUCAGCUUUAGCGAAAAGGUGUCCCUCACCCCCCAGAGCAGUGAGGAAACCCAUUCCUCUCAGAAUGUUUCCACCCUGCCACCAGCUACAAUCGACACAUCAUCCACUGGUUUAACCCCCACCGAAGUCCCCCUGACUCCAAACAAUUCCCCAGAGGAAGACGCUGAAGCCGGUGGUGGUUCUGAAAAGCAGCCUGACAAUCCUGGACUCCCUGUGGACAGCCAGGAGGUUUCUUCCAUCCCUUUAGACCCAUCUAGUGGUCUGAUCUCAGAUCCAGCCCAGAGAUCUCCCUGCAUGGCUUUAGCAGAGCUCAAUCUGGGUCGGAUGGAGGGUUACUGCCUCCCUGGGUCUUUGCCGGUGCUCCUGGAGCUCAGGGAGAGCAGCAGUGAGGCUGGGUCCAGCUCCCAGACGCCUCAAUCCCCGGAGGGGCCAGACGAGUUCUUUGACACACAGGAGUCCAUGGAGCUGUGGACAGACAGUCCAGAACACGUCCCCCACCCAGAGGCACCUCAGGACACAGAAGCUGUUCAGCCAGCAGAGCCCUGAACAGCUGCUUCCGUCAUCUCCUCUGCAGCAGAGCUGAAACGGGACAGUUUAGAUUAAUUUGUUACACCGUAGAGCCUCAACUGACUGAUCCUAAGUCAGUAUCUGACUUUCGUUUCAACCCAUCUGUUACAGAUUUUUUUUUUUUUUCUUUCAAAGCCCUCUGAUCAUUUUGGUGUCUGUAGGGUGAAAAAAAAAACUUAACUGAGGAGGGAAGUAGUAAAGGUGAUGGAAAAAUCUUGAAAAACUAAAAGUGAUUUUAAAAACCGCAGAGAACUGGGAGAAUGUAAGAUUUGUCAUAUUUUCAUUUGUUUUUAACAUGUUUGAUCUUUCUUCUGUGCUGUAGAGAUGCAGAUUGAAGCAGCUUUACCUUGUAUGUUAUGAGCUGAGCAUAUUCCUGUGCUGUCUUGUCUUCUAGAGCCGCAGCGAUGAUGUUUAACCCUUAAGAGCGCCAGCUGUUACGUUGUCUGUAACAUUCAUUAUGUUUCUCUGGUUUCAGGGCAGCUCUGCUUGUUUCUGACUGAGUUUUUUUUAUGUGGAUGGUGGUUCAGCUGCUAUUGGUUGCAGAGUUUCUGAGAAUGUUUAUCUUAAAAUAAAAAGCCCAUACAUUAGUAGUCAAAUCCUCAUCAGUGUCAAUGUUCAGUCUUAAGGUCAGACGUGUGUGUGCUGAUGAUCGCCAAAGUCCUUAAUCCUUCAGUGAAGAUUUAAUUUACGCAGAAAGAUUUAUUUUAGAAGAGGAUUUUAAAAAGUAAAAUCUGUAUUUUUAAAAACCUGCAUAUUAGAUAUUUAACUAUAUUGUCUAUUCAUAGUUUCAUGCUGUAUGCUGCUUUGAGGAUGUGUAUUUUUUUGCUAAAAACACAUUUAAGUCUAAUUUCAUCACAGAACACAAAGGAGGGCAUUUUACAUUCAAUGUGCUUUUUAUUUUGCGGAGCAGUUUUGUAGCACAUAUCUGCAUGAGAAAGCACCUAUGCUUCAGAAGCUAUUCAAGUGCAUCCCACACUGUGCUAUCAAGGUACAUUUUGAUAACCUGUAGAAAAGAAAUGCAAACUGAGUCUGUGACCUUACUUGACUGUGUACAGAUAAAAAAGGCACCAGUAUGAUUGUGAGUAAGCUUUUUGGUCAAUUUACUCAAAUAAACCAUCAGACUUGUCUUCAAUUGCAAUUGUGCUGUUAUUUUAUGGAUUUUAUGUUAUAGUAUUUAUUACAGUUUUAAACUAUUCCUAUCCACUCCUCUCAUGAAUCUAGCAAAUAUGAUCCUGUACUAAUUAAAAAAGUGAGACACAAGGUAAUUAGAAUCUGAUAUUGGUGGAUUUAAAAACUAUCUGAUGUGGGAAAAAUGAAGUAAUAGUUUCAGAAAAAGCACUGUCAGAUAUGGUAUUAACAGUCAAAGUUACCUAAUUUUUUCCAAUAUGAUUUUAAAAAGAUUCAUCAGCUCAUUAAACAACUUUAAGUUGCAAUAUUUAACCCUCCCUGUGAGGAUUUUACUCAUUAAACUGAAACACUGGUGCUUGAUGAUUCAACCGGCAGUGAUUGGAAACCUUUGCUCUGAUUUAAGUGUGAUUGUUAUCUGCUGCAUUACUUAAACAUUUUUCUUUUUCAGUAUAUAUAGUUUCUGUAACUUCUGUAGUGUAUACAUUUAGAAAAGUAUUCUUUAUUCAGCUUUUGUUUCACAUGUAUGCGAUUAUUUUAUCCAGUAUUUGUCUUUGGUGAUAAUGAGGUUUGUAGCAUUGUUAGCUCUGCUGAAAAGAUUUCCCCACAAUGCACUAUUCUUCCAUUGUGUACAGAUAUGUUUAUAAUAACUAUUGCAUAAUCUUUUAUU
This is a messenger RNA of Cyprinodon variegatus (sheepshead minnow), 6602 nucleotides long. RefSeq names its product diphosphoinositol pentakisphosphate kinase 1 (gene ppip5k1a). Gene Ontology annotation, cellular component: cytosol. Lineage: Eukaryota; Metazoa; Chordata; Actinopteri; Cyprinodontiformes; Cyprinodontidae. Gene Ontology annotation, molecular function: diphosphoinositol pentakisphosphate kinase activity; 5-diphosphoinositol pentakisphosphate 1-kinase activity; inositol hexakisphosphate kinase activity. The record is from RefSeq and is a predicted model, not a curated record. The transcript has 32 exons. Gene Ontology annotation, biological process: inositol phosphate biosynthetic process; inositol metabolic process. Bases 452 to 4786 code for a protein of 1444 amino acids.